This is a messenger RNA of Gymnogyps californianus (California condor), 2391 nucleotides long. RefSeq names its product V-set domain containing T cell activation inhibitor 1 (gene VTCN1). The record is from RefSeq and is a predicted model, not a curated record. Lineage: Eukaryota; Metazoa; Chordata; Aves; Accipitriformes; Cathartidae. The coding region runs from base 1 to 867 and encodes 288 amino acids. The transcript has 5 exons.
AUGGCAUCCCAAGGCCAGGUCAUUUUCUGGAGCAUGACUACGGUCAUUAUCAUCCUGAGUGUGGUGAUUGCUCUGAUCAUCGGGUUUGGUGUCUCAGGAAAACGCUCCAUCAGUGUGACGGCGCUGACGUCUCCUGGGAACAUCGGCCAGCGCGGCAUCCUGGGCUGCACUUUUGAGCCCGACAUCCAGAUGGGCAGCAUAGUGAUCCGGUGGGCCAAGGCGGGAGUAGCCGGGCUGGUUCACGAGUUUAAAGGUGGGAAGGACCACCUGCAAGAGCAAGACACGUCGUUUCAGGGCCGCACGGCGGUGUUCGCGGACCAGGUGAUCGGCGGCAACGCUUCCCUGGAGCUGAGGGAUGUGCAGCUCUCCGAUGCCGGCACGUACUGGUGCUCCGUCACCACAGCCAGAGGGAGUGGGGCGGCAGUGCUGCAGUACAGGACGGGAGCCUUCAGCACCCCCAAGGUCCACGUGGAGAACAGCAGCAGCGGGGACACGUUGCAGUGCGAAGCACCGCGCUGGUUCCCUCGACCCGCCGUGCACUGGACAGCCUACAGCGAUGCUGGGGAGUACCUACCUCACGCUGCCAACACCAGCUACGAGCUGAAUGCUGAAAAUAUCACUCUGAAAGUGGUUUCCUUUCUGCACAUUACUGCUAAUGCCACCUACACCUGCGUGAUUGAGAACAACAUUGCAAAGGCUACAGGCAACAUCAAAGUGACAGCCUCUCACUAUUCUUCUGCUACAGAUUUCAGCAUUACAAGGGGGACCAACUUGCAGCUGGUGAACCUGAAUGCGGAGUCAGUGUCCUCCUCCCUUCUAGCCUGUCACUGGAUGCUUCUGCUUCCCCUGUAUCUGCUGUCGAUAUAAAGCCUCUAUAAAACAAUCAGAAACACUGCUGGACCAGGAGGUAAGCUUGGAAAGGGAAACUCAUGAGCAUAUAUGCUGAGUAUACAUAGACCCUCUUGCUGAGUUUGGUUACAGCAGCAGACGCAUCUCAAGCCUGCCAGAAUGGGAGGACACGUCUUUCCCCUGUGCCCAUCCUUUCCCCAUCUCCAGCUUUAGGUGGGAUGCAUGGCUUGUCCCUCCCACAGGCUCCCUGAUGGCUUCUCCCAUCAUUUUCUGCAACCUUAGAGAUUCUUCUCUUAUGCCAUCAACUGUCAGCUCUUACUUGUCCCCUCAUUCUCUUUUCCUUCCCUCCUCAACCUUCUCUCUGACCCGAAAGACAGAUGUCUCACUGCUCUGCGCACCCUCUGAACCUUGGCUACAGUUCAUGGCUGCAAGGCAGUGUGGACUUUUUCCUCUCCCUCCUCAUGAGGCCUGCUGCAGUACAAGCCUUGCUUGCACCCACUUUACUCAGACAACUCCACUGCACAGUGCAGUAUCUUCAGUAAACAGUACCUACUACGGACACCUUGAACAGGGCUAGAGGGAGCUGCCAGCCUGAGCAAUCCCACCUAGACCUGGAAUAAGGAGGGCUGUAGACAGUCAAAGCACAGGACAACCGCCUUUAGUAUUCAUCAGCUUUGGCUUUGGGUGGUAGGCUCUAGAGGUAUACUGGUGACGAAGUGGAGAGCUACAGAAAAUCAGCUAAAAGGAACUCCUCUGUCUUUCCACGCAGAACAGUUACUACAGCUACCCUGACGGCAGGACACGCUUCACGCUUUCCUCCCUCUUGGGCUGAGAACUUUAAGAGCUCCUCCCAGUUCCAGAGCACACAGUAGCACAAACUUGAAGCCAGCUGAUUUCUCUCUUGUAUUCCUAUUUCUUACCCAUGCCAACAACAGGAUACUUUGUUGGCUUCAGAAAAGAGAGUGAGGAAUGAGAUAAAGGGGAGUUGCAUAAAUAAAGGAAAAACUCUGAUCAAGGAACAAGAUGUGUUCUCUUGUCUGAAGUUUCCCAUUGCCCAGAACUCUGAUCAUGGGCAGAAGCUCAGAGACAAACAGGAAAAGGGUUUCCUGCAAUAAAUCUGAGAACUGGUCCUUCAAACUCAGAGUACUAAAAGCAAGCAAAUCUUAAUUCCCCCCAAACAGAUUUGAUUCGUCUGUCUCAUGUCUUGUGAUUCUCUGAAUGUACUAAUAAAACUGUAAAUGAGAGCCAGUUAAUCUAUUCAGUCUUCUCAGAAGACUAUAAUCAAAAUUGCCUUCUGAAAGAGAUGUGAAUGGCAAAACACCGAUGGAUUAGAAAAUAGCCAACAGGCUUGGAAUAAGCGUUAGGUCUUCAACCUGGCAAAGGCAAACAGCCUGUAUGACGACUGAUGAUUGCAUUUGUAAAGUGAAAUAAAAGAGGAACAGGUGAGUAGUAAGUGUGGCAGCAGACAGAAGAAUAACAUACAUAAUGAGGAGGAAAAGAGGGAGACUAGUAAGAUACUACUGGGAAGUUCAAAUUCAGAAG